Messenger RNA from Helobdella robusta, 750 nucleotides. RefSeq lists its product as hypothetical. The record is from RefSeq and is a predicted model, not a curated record. The transcript is spliced from 6 exons. Bases 1 to 750 code for a protein of 249 amino acids. NCBI's taxonomy places the organism in Eukaryota, Metazoa, Annelida, Clitellata, Rhynchobdellida, Glossiphoniidae.
AUGGAAAAAUGGCAUGACAGGGUAGCCUUGGUAACGGGAGCUUCAUCUGGCAUUGGAUGGGCAGUUGCAUCCAAACUUGCUUCAUGUGGAGUAAAAGUUAUUGCGUGUGCUAGAAACUAUGAAAAAUUACAAGAAUUAGAACAAUUAGGACAUCCCAAUCAGAUCACUCCAAUAAAAUGUGAUUUGACAAGUGAAGAAGAAAUAUUGGCCAUGUUUGAGAGGAUCUCAAAAGAUCAUGGAGGUGUUGACAUAUGCAUCAACAAUGCUGGCCUUACUCACAGUGCACCACUCCUAAGUUCAAAAACUGAAAACUGGAAGGACAUCUUGGAUGUGAAUGUGUUAGCAUUGUGCAUUUGUACAAGAGAAAGUAUAAAGCAGAUGAAGAAAAGAAAAAUUGAUGAUGGUUUCAUUAUUAACAUUUGCAGCAUGGCAGGUCACAGGAUGUUGAAAUCACCGAACAACCACUUCUACAUGGCUACCAAACAAAUGGUCAAGGCUCUGACGGAAGGUGUGCACAACGAGCUGAGAGCUAUGAAAUCCAACAUCAGAGUUACUCAAAUCUCUCCUGCUGUAACAGAAACGGAAUUUUUCGUGAGAGGCCUAGGAAGCAAAGUGGCAGAACAAAUUUUCAAGGCUAACCCUCCACUGCAAGCAAACAACAUAGCCGAUGCUGUCAUAUAUGCUCUUACUCAACCUCCUCAUGUCCAAAUAUGUGAUAUUCUUAUCAAGCCAACGUGUUCUGAUAACUAA